This is a messenger RNA of Mesorhabditis belari, 1383 nucleotides long. The record is from the annotation of a GenBank genome assembly. NCBI's taxonomy places the organism in Eukaryota, Metazoa, Nematoda, Chromadorea, Rhabditida, Rhabditidae.
AUGUUGUUGGAGAAGAAGAAGCAAAAGUUUGACGAAAUUACGAAGGACUUCCUGAUAGACACUGAUGGUUUGCGAAAGAUUAUGGUCUUGCUCGAGCAAGCUUUUGACAAAGGACUAGCCAUGGAAACGGCAUCCAGUGCUUCCGUUUUGAUGCUACCCACAUAUGUCCAAUCGAUCCCGGAUGGGACAGAACAAGGAGAGUUCCUCGCUCUCGAUCUUGGUGGCACGAAUUUUCGAAUCUUUUUCGUCAAAAUUAUCAAUCGGGAAAUGAAGGUAAAAAGCACGACUUGUUGUGUGCCAAAUGAUGUGAUGAAAGCGACUGGAGAAGAGCUUUUCGAUUACAUAGCAAAGUGUAUUGCUGAAUUUAUGAAGGAACAUGGGUUGACAAAGAGCAAAUCUCUGCCUCUUGGCUUCACUUUUUCGUUUGCUUGCAAGCAGGAUGGACUGGCAAGUGCACGAUUGAUCGCUUGGACAAAGGGAUUUAAAGCUUCAGGAGUGGAAAAUGAGGAUGUGGCGGAGUUGUUGAGAAGCGCUUGCCAACGUAGAGGGGAUAUCAAUGUCGACGUGGUUGCUGUUUUGAAUGACACAACGGCUACUCUAAUGGCUUCUGCUUUUGAGAGAAACUCUUGUCAGAUUGCUGUGAUUGUCGGCACUGGAACGAAUGCCUGUUAUAUGGAAAAGUUGGAGAAGUGUGGGAAAUUGAGAAAGGGAAUUGACUUUGAAGAGGGAACCUUUGAUGAGAUGUGCAUCAACACCGAAUGGGGUUCAUUUGGAGAUCACGGAGAGUUGGAUUGGUUGAGGACGGAUUUUGAUCAGCAAGUCGACGAGGCAACCAUCAAUCCGGGACAUCAACUCUUCUUAAAAAUGACCUCUGGCAUGUAUUUGGGAGAGACGGUGAGAGCUGUACUUGAACGAUUGACACGUGAAGGAGUGCUGUUUGGUGGGCAAACGGAAGGCAUCUCAAAACAUGGGCUUUUCCUCACAAAAUACAUCUCUGAGAUUGAAAGUGAGUUCAUUGAAAACGAUGGCACUUUCCCGAAAACCCUCCAAAUACUCAAAGUGAUGGGUGUUGAAGAGGUCUCACAACUUGAUUGCAUUCGCGUGGCCACUAUUUGUACACUCAUUUCGACGAGGGCGGCUCAUUUGAUUGCCGCAGCUACAGCGACAAUCAUCAAACGAAUGGGGAAACCAUUCGUAUCGAUUGGGGUCGACGGAAGUGUUUACAGAUUUCAUCCAACUUUCUCUCGUUUACUCGACGAAAAGAUCUCUGAGCUGAUCGAUAAGAAUCUGAAAUAUGAGCUUCUGCUAUCCAUCGAUGGCUCUGGCCGGGGAGCUGCCCUCGUCGCCGCUGUUGCAAUGAGGAUGAACAAAAAGUUUCAUUGU